UUUGUUGUUGAGCAUAUUCUUAUUUAUACUAUUAUUUAAAAAUAUGUGGAAAAAGAGUACAACAAUAAGCGCCUUCAAAAAAGGUGCCUGCAAUAAACAAAUUGGGUUGACUCCUAAAUUAUUAGAUUUAUGCCUUACCGCUACCAUAGAAAUAAUUAAUUCUAUGGUUACUAUAUUUGUGAUAAUCAAUAUAAUAUAGUUGUCUAUGGUGGUAGUGUUGUGUCAAUCGUUCAUUUUACGAGGACCUUAUCAAUCAGUUACCGAUUUCGAAAAGGACCUAAUCAUUUCAAUAAUUUUUGAUGCCAACAUAAGCGGCAAUAAUCACUGAAUCCGAACAGUCCGAACGACCGAUUCAGAUUCAUUUGAAUUUGAAUUAGUGUUGUGUCUAUUUGUUAUGUUUUGUGUUCUAGUUAGUUUGUGUUCUGCUUUUUAUUGAAUCAUGAUUUUAUUAAAAUAGAAAGACUACAACUUGGCAAUGAUCGAUUACAGUCUAACAUUUGACGACUUUUGAUUUUGAAUAAUUAGUGACUGCAAUAUGGAUAACAUAUUACAUGUCAAUGUGGCCUAGAAAAACUUUGAUUUAUUAUCAAAAAGACAAUUUAAGCGCUUUAAUUAAUGUUGAUUUAAAGGUGACUCCGAAACUUUUUCUGCAUAUCUAUAGGUUUAGACAAUUGAAAAAUGGAACUCAUUUGUAAAGUACAAAAUUAUGAAUGGGGCAAAGUGGGUUUGGAUAGCGCUGUUGCUAAGCUACAAAGAAAUGCUAAUCCAGAAUUUCCAUUUGACGAAACUGUGCCCUACGCUGAGAUGUGGAUGGGGACUCAUGUUAAUGGACCUUCUCUAGUAAAACACAAUAGUCAAGAGCUUGGCGAAAUAAUAGCUAAGCAUCCUGAGUAUUUAGGGGAUGAAGUUCUAAGAAGAUUCAAUGGGGAAUUGCCUUUUUUGUUCAAAGUUCUGUCUGUGAAUAAAGCUCUUUCCAUACAGGCACAUCCAUCAAAGAAACAUGCAGAAGAGUUGCAUCAUAAGUUUCCAAAAAUUUACAAAGACCCAAAUCAUAAGCCAGAAAUGGCAAUAGCUUUAACGGAAUUUGAGGCAUUGUGUGGGUUUAGACGUCAAGAAGAAAUUAAAAGAUUUGUGGAAGAAAUACCGCAGUUAAAAGUAAUUGUUAGUUGUGCAGAUGAAGACGAGUCAGAGUAUAUCAAGAAUGCAUUUAAAGCUGUACUUACUAGUCAACAGUCGAUCACAGAGAAACUAAUAAAUGAUUUAUUGCAUCAUUUAAAAAAAUCAACCAAAGAUAGACGAAAUUUUCUUUGCGCUGAGCUUGUUGAGAGAUUGCACCAACAAUUUCCAUAUGACGUCGGCAUUCUGAUGGUGUAUUUUUUAAACUAUUUAAAGCUUAAGCCAUCGGAAGCUAUCUUUUUAGGCGCCAAUGUACCGCACGCGUACUUAUUUGGGGAUUGUAUUGAGUGCAUGGCCUGCUCAGACAAUGUGGUAAGGGCUGGAUUAACUCCAAAAUUUAUCGAUGUCGAGACUCUAUGUUCGAUGCUUAUAUAUAAAGGGGAAAAAGCAGAAUCAAAACUAUUUGCUCCUGUACAGGAAGAUAAGUUUUCAGUCAUUUUUAAACCUCCUGUGCCUGAUUUUGCUGUUGUCCGAAUUGAGGUUCCUAAAUCUGAAUUCAGUUUCACACCUGCCAAACGAGAUUGUGCUAGUAUUUUAUUGGUUAUUUCUGGGCAAGCACAGUAUCAAAGCAGCCGAGUUGGUUCGGGAACCACUUUAUUCAUACCUGCAAGUGAAACUGCAAAAUUUACGGGUAUAAUAGAAGAUAUGUUGAUAUACCAAGCCGUUGCUAAUGUGUGAAAUGAAAUUGUUAUUAGUUUUUUAAAAUAAAAUGUGUUAAUGUUCAUAAAUCAUUUUAUUGUCUGAAAAUCUUCAAGGGUAAAGCUGUAAUAAAUAUAAGAUAAAUUGCACCUCACGCAGCUAUAA
Messenger RNA from Cylas formicarius (sweet potato weevil), 1980 nucleotides. RefSeq names its product mannose-6-phosphate isomerase (gene Mpi). NCBI's taxonomy places the organism in Eukaryota, Metazoa, Arthropoda, Insecta, Coleoptera, Brentidae. Gene Ontology annotation, molecular function: zinc ion binding; mannose-6-phosphate isomerase activity. Gene Ontology annotation, biological process: GDP-mannose biosynthetic process; carbohydrate metabolic process. Gene Ontology annotation, cellular component: cytosol. The transcript has 7 exons. Bases 679 to 1854 code for a protein of 391 amino acids. The record is from RefSeq and is a predicted model, not a curated record.